GAAGAGGGAGCCAAAACUGGCAACUUUUCCAAAGUGCCCAAGUUCAGUCACUUGUGCUGCUGCAACAGAAAGCAAGAAGACGAGUGUAGCCAGGGUGACCGAGCGGUAGAAAAAGCCAGGAAAAGUGAGAGAAGACAGGAGGAGGACUGUCAUUCUCUGCCUUCAAGUCUAGGGGGUCUAGAUAUGUCAAAACACGGCUACACAUAAACGCAGAAACAAGGACCAGGCUUAGUCAGCAAGAGAGGUCUUUUAAAGACUCCCAAGCAGCGUGCUUGUAUUGUGGACGGAUGAUAGAGGGAGAAAUAGAGGAGAAGAAGGUGGAGAGGAAAAAAGGGAAACAGGGAGGGGCGUGCUCGCAUUAGAAGGUGGCUGCUUUCCUUACUGUUGCAUUUGAAGGACAGAGGAGGAAUCCAUCAUCUGAGAUCAUCUCGACAGGACCGCACGUCUCCAUCGCUCCAUCGAUUCAACCUCCCCUUGCAGGGAUAGAGGUGUGGCGAUGAAGAGACCUCAUGACUACAGUUCCCCGGACUCGGACACAGACGAACUGAUCGAUGUCGGACAGGAGGACAGCUACUGCCCUGUCACUGGGUCCAUGUCUCCAGGCAGUACCUCACAGAUCCUGGCGCGCAAGAAGAGAAGAGGGAUAAUUGAGAAGAGGCGCAGGGACAGGAUCAACCACAGUCUGUCGGAGCUCAGGAGACUGGUUCCCAGUGCCUUCGAGAAACAGGGCUCCUCUAAACUGGAGAAGGCUGAGAUUCUUCAGAUGACAGUGGAUCAUCUGAAACUCCUUCAUGCCAUGGGCGGCAAAGGCUACUUUGAUGCUCGUGCUCUGGCAGUGGACUACAGGACUUUGGGCUUUCGGGAGUGUGUUGGGGAGGUGGUGAGAUACCUCAGCUCUCUGGAGGGGGUUGAAUCCUCAGACCCCAUCGGCGCGCGCCUGGUGUCCCACCUCAGCCACUGCGCCAGUGAGCUGGACCCUCUCCUCCAGAGCUCCACCGCUCUGCCUUUUCCUCCCUGGCCCUGGCCUUCCUUCCCUCAGCUAGCAGCCACCUCAUCUCCAGUCUCAUCUACCCCCUUUCCCCCAAACGCUCGCCGGGAUCUGACCCCCCAUGCCACCGCCGCCAUGCUCGGCUACCCUUCAGCGGCCCUGCGAAUGGGAUCUUUGGGCACCCAGGGGGCGAUAAUGAGUCCAGCGCUGACCCCGGUGCGUCGACUGCCCUCUAUCCCCGGCCAUCCUCACAGACUUCAACAGCACUCACCUGACGGACACACAAUCCCCUCCUCAUCUUCCACCAACUCCUCCCCUCCCCAGAUUUCCUUCAGACCCUUUGCCCCUCUGGGGUCUCCAGCCCCAGGUCGCAGGGGUUCCGGUACCUCCAGUAAGUCCGCACAGGCCUGGGGCACAGAAAUCGGGGCGUUCUGAAUCAGCAUUACGGAGAAGUUUGGAGUUUAUGACAGUCUGAAGGGACAAAUAAAUCUUGGUCAUUUGAACUUAUUUACCACCUUUAAAAGGAACUACAAAGCAUUGGACAAUUCAAAUUAAAAUGUUUAUUCAGUACCAUCUACUAUUCCAACUCAAAUGACAUUUAGAAAUAAUAAGAAAAAAAAAAGUCUGAUUGUUUACAGAGACAAAUAGGAGGGAAAUUAAAUGGACUGUAUAAUCCAAGUCAAAAUCAAAGGCAAAUGCAACUCUCUGAGAGACUAGAUGUGAUAAAUGAAAUGCUCAAAGCAAUUCAGUGCUUUGAACUUGGAUUUCGAGAUCCAGAUACUGGAAUUUUCUAGAACUCUGAUCUUUUAUCUUUUUUUUAUAUUAGUGUAUUUGUUUACUCUGUCAUUUAUACAUUAAUUUCCUAUGGAUUCUGACAUGAUAUAUCAUAUUUUUGAGAUGGAAAUGCUUGAGGAAAUUACAUAAAGAGAAAUGUGCCUUAUAAAAAAAGCGUUACUCUUCUUCUCUUAAUUGUGUGUGCAACUACAUUGAGCUUCCAGAAGAUGGCAGCACCAGAGCAAAUCAUUAAAGGAA
This is a messenger RNA of Rhinichthys klamathensis goyatoka, 2020 nucleotides long. It is a transcript of the gene heyl, whose product is annotated as hes related family bHLH transcription factor with YRPW motif like. The record is from RefSeq and is a predicted model, not a curated record. Gene Ontology annotation, cellular component: nucleus. Gene Ontology annotation, biological process: regulation of neurogenesis; circulatory system development; regulation of transcription by RNA polymerase II. The transcript is spliced from 5 exons. Gene Ontology annotation, molecular function: RNA polymerase II cis-regulatory region sequence-specific DNA binding; protein dimerization activity; DNA-binding transcription factor activity, RNA polymerase II-specific. The coding region runs from base 497 to 1423 and encodes 308 amino acids. Lineage: Eukaryota; Metazoa; Chordata; Actinopteri; Cypriniformes; Leuciscidae.